AUGGCCUCGCUCGUCGUUCUUGGCCUCGCCGCCCUCGCCACCGCUGCUCCCCCGCCAACCACAUCCGACGGCUUCAAGCUCCAAAUCCAAGUCACCGACCUCAGCCAGGACUAUACCCCGCCCAUCCACUCCAAGUACGUCGUCGGGGUGCACAUUGGCGCCGGCAUGGACAUGGUGACGCCCGCGCUGCACGACGAGUUCUCCCUAUUCCACACCAACGGCACCUACGCGGACCUGUGGGCGGCGCGCGGCACCAUCGUGGCCGGCUUUGGCCCGUACGCGCAGGCGUGGCGCAACGUGCGCAGCCCCGACGACGCCAACCUGUCGGGCUCGAUCCUGCAGUACGGUCCCGGCACCGAGGGUGUGAGAGUCAUCUUUGAUCGCGGGGAUCUGAUGCUCGGACCUGGCCAGUACAUGGUCUGCGACCGCAAGCUGCCAUACGGACUGUCGGUGGAAAUGACGACGGCGGCGCUGCCAGAGGCGUGCAUCGCGGUGACACUGCUACCGGUGUGUGCGGACCUGAACGAUUCGACGGACCGGGAGGGACAGACAGUGAGCCCUACGCGCUGCAAGAAGAACUAG
Molecule: messenger RNA, 582 nt
Organism: Cordyceps militaris CM01
Lineage: Eukaryota; Fungi; Ascomycota; Sordariomycetes; Hypocreales; Cordycipitaceae
Exons: 1
Coding region: 1-582 (193 amino acids)
Source: RefSeq, a predicted model, not a curated record